Ruditapes philippinarum (Manila clam) is the source of this 1386-nucleotide messenger RNA. RefSeq names its product mesenchyme-specific cell surface glycoprotein-like. The record is from RefSeq and is a predicted model, not a curated record. NCBI's taxonomy places the organism in Eukaryota, Metazoa, Mollusca, Bivalvia, Venerida, Veneridae. The transcript has 8 exons. The annotation marks the transcript as partial.
UUUUAUUUUAUGAUUUAAAAGUUGGUCCUCAUCCGAACCAUUUGAAAUACACAAAAGACUGCGGUUCAAUAAUCGUAGCUAACGAAGGUUCUUCUGGGAAAGAUGAAGGUGGUACCUAUACGGAUCCUGAGGGGUCGGUCACUAUCAUUCAUGGUGAGAGGACAGGCAAUCCGUCUGUGAGGCUUGUUGAUUUCUCAACAUUCAAUGUCGGGGAAGCCAAUUACAAUCAAAAUUUGCGGGUGCCAUCUCUGUAUAUACCUAGUAAUCUGAUAUCACCAAGAACACGUGUUUCCCAGGAUAUAGAGCCAGAAUAUGUAACCAUUAGUGCAGAUGGUCGAACAGCAUAUGUCACACUUCAGGAGAACAGUGCUGUAGCAGAAGUAAAUAUUAACAACGGUGUUAUUGACAAGAUCAGUCCAUUACCUAAAAAGUCAUGGGAUUCUUCUGGCAUUGAUGUAAGCGAUCGAGAUGGAGGUGUUCACAGGAGAAUGUUUUCUGGACUACAAUCAUUGCGUCAGCCAGGUGUGAUAAAAUCAAUAGAAAUUGGCAGAAAAAAGUUUCUAUUUACUGCGGAUGAAGGUGCUGUGAAGACUAUGACAAAUGCUAUACAUGGAAAAGUCUGGACUGACAUGACUGCUGCAAAAUCUAUAGUAAAAUCUAUCAGUGCAUCAGAAACAGACCUAAUAGCGAACGUUAACAAUGACGAAAUGCUAGGUCGACUUCAAGUUAGUACAGUUGAUGGAAAGGAUCCAUUUAAUGGACAAUACAUGCAUCUAGAGGCAUUUGGUGGCCGAGGGUUCUCUAUAUGGGACUCAAGUAAUCUCGCUAGCCCAGUAUAUGACAGUGACGGUACGCUUGAGGAAUAUAUGGAAGCCUUUGACAAAAAAGUUUUUAACACCGACUACAUUUCUAAUUUGUAUUACCAGUCACCUGAGCAGCACAGAGAUGCCGUAUCCUAUAAACAGGGAGCGAAAGUAACAGGUCUGGAUAUCGCUGAAGACAAUGGAACGACAUUUCUGGUUGUUGGCACAUGGAGUACAGGAACGUUAUAUACGUACACCGUUGACUUAAGUACCGGACAACCUUUACCACAAUUUCAGAGUGUUGUAAGAGCCGGUAUAACAGACCUACCGUGGAGAGAUUUGUACCAAAACCAAACUGUUGGCGAUCUGUAUAUAACUGACAUUGGAAUCAUCCCGAGCGACCAAAGUCCUACAGAUAGUCCUCUUGUGUAUGUUAUUAGCACGGGGGCAGGUGCCCUGUCACUCUACUCUAUUGAAUUUAUGUCUUCCAGUAUUCCUGGUCCAGUCGGAAAAUAAGUUUCGACUCCUCUCACAUAUUUUGUCGCUUGUAUAAUCUGCUUUGAUUAAAACUAAAACAUACUAA